This is a messenger RNA of Podospora pseudocomata, 1326 nucleotides long. RefSeq lists its product as uncharacterized. Gene Ontology annotation, molecular function: proteasome binding. The transcript has a single exon. Gene Ontology annotation, biological process: proteasome assembly. Lineage: Eukaryota; Fungi; Ascomycota; Sordariomycetes; Sordariales; Podosporaceae. The record is from RefSeq and is a predicted model, not a curated record. Bases 1 to 1326 code for a protein of 441 amino acids.
AUGUCUCCGUCCGCCGGAGGCGUGCUGGCUACGGCCGCACUGCGAGCACUUCGAAAGAAUCUCGCAAGCACCUCCAAAAUGGUGGCCAAGCUCGUCCGCUCCAAGCUCGCCGCCACCCGAGCCACUGUUGCCGAACUUCAACCCAUCGCCAUUCGAAGCAACCCGCGCCAGCCUAUUCACCCUGCGGCCUUUCUGCGUCAGCAAAAGCGCGCCGGAGGAUCAAAGUGGUAUUCUACUGCCAACUUCAACGCUGCCGUUCGUCGUUACCUCAGCACCGGCAAUGCCGGUCAAUCGAAUGCCGGUGGCUUCCGCUUUGAUCGUUCCAAGCUUCCCAUCUCCAACACUUCCCGAGCUGUAACCCAGCUCACCUCUCGGGCACCAUUUGCAUCCACUCUUCGCCCCAAUCUCACCGGUGGUGCUCUUCCAAGAACAGCUGGAGGAUAUGCGAUGCCUGGUUGUGGACGAACUGGAGGAGCGCGAUUCUUCAGCCAUACUCCCGCGGCUCCGGCUCAGGUGGUUCAGAAUGUGAGCCAAGCCAUGAGGGCUUUCUGGCUUUCUGGUCAGCGGGCAAGAUACGACGGUCUUGGACCCAACGGCGAGAAGAGGUAUCGAGCUGUAGGUGCUACUCAGGAGGCAGCGCGUGCUCGCAUGGGUUACACCCCUCGAAAUGCCCCUGGAUCAUUCAUCGACUUCCAGGUUGGUCCCACGAUCACCGCUCUCAGCCCUCUCGGUGCUGCUCUUCCCCUCGGAGCUGCUGCCGCCAAGGGCGCUACCACCCUCAAUAAGGAAGGCUUUCUAGACGUUCUGUCCGUUGACUUCGCGCGUGUCCUCAAGGAUCUCGCCGCCGUCAUGACUGAUCUGAAGAAAGUGGCUGACCUGGGGGACCUACCAAUCGCAUUGGAAAAGGGCAACGUUCUGAGGAUACGAUUCCCAGGUGUCGACGCGCAAACGGUUGAACGCUUGUGUGAUGACAUCGGUGUCCAACGGGGCGUUAUUGGGCAGGACCCAGACUUUGAUGCCAGUGCCGGGGUGCCAGUCGCGCUUCGGUUCCCUUUUGCACCAGGUGGAAGCUGUGCUAAUACAAUAACUUCCCCUGGGGGAUCGCUUCGGUCACACGAUUCCGAGUCUUCAGAUAUCGAAGAGGCAUUCUUUGUGAAGGAGAUCGAAGAGAACCCUUGGCACUUGUCCUCGCUGGAAGAUUAUGAAGAAGGCUAUGAGAGUGCCACGCCACUUGAUCUUGGUUCGAGCAACUCAGGGGAUUAUGAAGGACUCGAAGGCAUAUACCGCUUCAUUGAAGAGUGCGAUCGAGCAAAGGGGUUACUCUGA